This is a messenger RNA of Osmia bicornis bicornis, 575 nucleotides long. RefSeq lists its product as uncharacterized. The record is from RefSeq and is a predicted model, not a curated record. The transcript has 3 exons. Lineage: Eukaryota; Metazoa; Arthropoda; Insecta; Hymenoptera; Megachilidae.
AGCCAUUGCAUAAUGCAGAUUGUGCUGUCCCUGGAAGAGAGCAUCAGCGAUCACAAGCCCAGAAAGGCCAGAAAGGUAAUAUACUGAAGAUGCUCAGGGACAACAUCGUGGAGAAGCCCCUGCAGCAACGAGUCUACAGCGCCGUGGCAGCGGUACUGAAGACGGCGCGGCAAUGCAAGCGGCGGCAGAUGGCAACGAAGGACCGCAUCAAGAAGAUAGAGCGUCUCGUGCAGGUAGGUGUAUGCCAAGUUUUGGAAAACUUGCCAACACCCCUGCACGCGAUGAUUUCCGCCCAGAUGCGCAACGAGGGAAGACCCAUCUACGGACGACGCUUCACGGAAGAGGAGAAGGUACUAGCACUAAGUAUUUAUAAGCAAAGUCCAAAAGCGUUUCGAUAUUUGUAAAAAUUAUUUCUUUUGCCAAGUAUCGAAACGCUUCGGAAAUUAUUGUCGCACAUUCCACUAAGAGCUGGAAUUUGCGACAACGUAUUCCAUGAACUCGAAGAGCGGUCCGAGUUCUUUCAAGACGAGAAAAGCAGGUACGCUAUUCUGCUUUUCGACGAAAUUAAAUUAUAG